Phoenix dactylifera (date palm) is the source of this 2724-nucleotide messenger RNA. Its product is annotated as glycerophosphodiester phosphodiesterase GDPDL3-like. Gene Ontology annotation, biological process: lipid metabolic process. NCBI's taxonomy places the organism in Eukaryota, Viridiplantae, Streptophyta, Magnoliopsida, Arecales, Arecaceae. Gene Ontology annotation, molecular function: glycerophosphodiester phosphodiesterase activity. The record is from RefSeq and is a predicted model, not a curated record.
GCAAGAACCCAGCUGGAGUCCAACCCCACCACCUUCCCCUGACCCCCCUUUUCGCACUCGUCCUCUCUUUUUCAUCCCAGCUCUCAAAUCUCAGCUCAAAUCUCCUCUUCUUGCCUCUCUUCUUCUGAACCGAGCUUAAAGAUCGCUUCUUUUGGGCUGUGGUUCGGUAAAGGUGGGAUCUUGGCGCUUGGAUUGGUGUGACAAUGUGGGGAAGUGGAUUCGGGGGGUUGCUCUUCUCCUCCUCCUCCUGCCUUGCUGCUUUCCUCCUCCUACUGCUUUCGCUGGAUCAUCCGGGUCCGGUCACCGCUCAGACCCCCAAGAGCCCUUGGCAAACCUUGACUGGUAAUGCCCCAGUAGUAAUAGCAAAAGGUGGUUUUUCGGGGAUAUUUCCUGACUCAAGUGAUGCUGCUUACAAACUUACUUAUAUUGCUGGUUCAUCUGAUACAAUCUCAUGGUGCGAUGUGCGGUUGACAAAAGAUGGUGUUGGCAUCUGUCUACCAGAACUUACAAUUAAUAAUGGUACGAAUAUUCAGGUGGUUUAUUCACAGGGGGAAAAGAAUUACCUUGUCAAUGGAGUUCCUACAUCAGGGUGGUUUUCUGUGGACUACAGUAUUAAAGACUUAUCACAAGUUUCAUUAAUUCAAGGUGUUUUUUCUCGAACGGAUAAAUUUGACGCUAGCUUGUUUCCUAUCCUUGCUGUUGAAGAUGUGCAGAAACAAGUUAGGCCACCAGCCCUUUGGUUGAAUAUACAGCAUGAUAUGUUCUACCGGCAGCAUAAUUUGAGUAUGAGAAGCUAUCUUCUUUCUCUAUCAAAGCGUGUUAUUCUGAGCUAUGUCUCAUCGCCAGAAGUGAUUUUUCUUAGCAGCAUAGCCGGAACAUUCAAAAGAACCAAAACAAAGUUCAUUUUCCGCUUCCUCGAUGAAGCCACCAUUGAACCCUCUACAAACCAGACAUAUGGUGCACUAUUAAAAAAUCUCACCUUUAUCAAGACAUUUGCCUCGGGAAUUCUCGUUCCAAAGCAAUAUAUUUGGCCUGUAACGUCUGAUCUCUAUUUACAGCCUUACACCUCUGUUGUCCUUGAUGCCCAUAAAGAAGGACUGGAAGUAUAUGCUUCGGGCUUUGCAAAUGAUGCACAAUUUAGCUAUAAUUACAGCUAUGAUCCAUUAGCUGAAUAUCUUUCUUUCAUUGACAAUGGGAUCUUCUCUGUUGAUGGUGUUCUGACGGACUUCCCUAUAACUGCAUCAGAGGCCAUAGGUUGCUUUUCUCAGACAAAAGCAAACAGCUCUGAACAUGGAAAACCUGUAGUUUUCUCACACAAUGGAGCUAGUGGAAUGUAUGCUGAUUGUACCGAUCUGGCUUAUCAACAAGCUGUUAAAGAUGGUGCAGAUUUUAUCGAUUGUCCUGUUCAAGUGACACAAGAUGGCACGCUUAUAUGCAUGAGCUCUAUAAACCUCAUUGAUGUUACUACAGUCACAACAUCGCCUUUCAGUUCUCUUUCUUCUGUUAUCCCAGAAAUUCAGGAUGGUCCUGGGAUUUUUACCCUUAACUUAACAUGGGAAGAUAUUUCAAAGAACUUGAAACCCACCAUAUCAAGCCCAGAAAUAAAGUACCAAUUGCACCGGAACCCUCGAUAUAAAAAUGCAGGAAAAUUUAUGAGGUUAUCUGAUUUUCUGGAUUUUGCGAAGGACAAGGCUCUAUCUGGAGUUUUGAUCAGCAUAGAGAAUGCUGCAUUUCUUGCAGAGAAACUAGGAUAUAGUGUCACAGAUGGUGUUAUCAAGGCAUUAAAAGAUUCAGCUUACAACAAUCAAACUGUUCAGGAAGUUAUGAUUCAGUCCUCAAAUAGCUCAGUUCUGGUCAAAUUCAAGGAGCAAACGAAAUAUAAGCUUGUUUACAUGGUUGAUGAAUCCAUUAGAGCUGCUGCACCUUCCUCAGUAGCGGACAUCAAGCAGUUUGCUCAUUCAGUGGCUGUCAGCAAGCAAUCCAUAUUUCCUGAAAGCCAGCAGUUUGUUAUCGAGCAAACUGAACUUGUGAACAAGUUGAAGUCUGCUGGCCUGAAUGUAUAUGUAUAUCUGCUGAUGAAUGAGUUUGUGUCUCAACCGUGGGACUUCUUCUCAGAUCCAAUAGUAGAGAUCAAUCAAUAUGUUCAGGGAGCUUAUGUAGAUGGCAUCAUCACCGAUUUCCCAGGGACAGCUGCAGCAUACAAAAGAAAUGCUUGUUCAAAAUUGGGUGAUAAAGCACCAAAUUAUAUGCUUCCAGUUCAAGUCGGAGGCCUGCUGGGACUGAUGACUCCUGAGGCACUGCCACCUGCACUCGCUCCCAUGCCGGUCCUGGAAGCUUCUGAUGUGGUGGAGCCACCUCUAAUGCCUGCUUCAGGUAGGCCAUCGGCCGGCGCUGGAGAGAAUGCAGGGGCUCCUGCUUCACAGCCUUCGGGUGAGCCACCACGAUCUAUCGCUGCCUCGGUUGUCGUAUCUUUGGCGAUGCUAUGUGGAUUUUUUGUGCUUAUUUAAGAUGUAACGCACGGCCAUUUUGAGCACAGCAUCGAAGGACUUAGCCGUCGCAGAAUCAAGCUACCCAUCCUGUUAUAUAAGUUCUUGCCGGCAAUUCUUUUUUCCUUUUGGUAUUUUUUGAUUACUUUCUGCUGGUUCUCCUUAUGUUCUGUAUCGCCCGAAUAUGAAGCAAAAGAAUAUAUUCGUUUCACAAAUUUAAUGGUUUUGUGAAUGGUUA